Letharia lupina is the source of this 741-nucleotide messenger RNA. RefSeq lists its product as uncharacterized. Bases 1 to 741 code for a protein of 246 amino acids. The record is from RefSeq and is a predicted model, not a curated record. The transcript has 3 exons. Lineage: Eukaryota; Fungi; Ascomycota; Lecanoromycetes; Lecanorales; Parmeliaceae.
AUGUCGACAUCACAGGAUCAAGAGACAAACAAGCAUCUGUCAAAGAAGCUGCGGACCGCCGUCUCCAAACGGAUCGGGCGGCCAAAGGGCACAAAGAAUAAGCGGACUGCGGACCGGAUGAACCGCCAACAAUCGGAAAGAGAGCGGAAAACCCAUAAGAAUGAACGCGAAAGUCAGGUGCCCGCCUCGACGCCAUCUCCAGGCCUGGUCUCAAGGGCACAAACGCAGCCGCUAGCAUUUGACAACAGCACGGGCCAACAGCCAGCAACAAUGGGCAACAUAUCCAUCGACACGCUGCUCGAAGGUGCUGCUCAUAUCCCCUACUCGCUGCCGAGCUCCGAGGGUCGUGGCCUUUUCGCUGACAAUAUCAAUCGUUGGUAUGAUUUCGGAGACCUGGCUGAGAUCUCCCCUUUGAAGUCUUCCCUGACCUCGUCUUUCGAACCUAUUCGGUCCUUUCCCAACGAUAGCCGUUCGCAAUAUCCUCAUAACGAUUCAGCAUACGUCUCCCCGGGCAGUGUCUUUGGCGAGAUGAGAACCGUCGCUCUUGCAUCGGUUUCUCCCAACGACAUGAACCUAACACCAUCGGCCCCUUCGCCGUGCCUGUUUCCGUCACCAGAGUACAACUUCUUUCCAACCAUGCGCGACUUCCCUGCUGCCUCAGAGACCUCGAGCAGAGGCGUGCUCAGCCACGACUCCAUCUUGUCCUUUCCACCGCGAAGCAGGCUCUCAUACCCUGGUUAA